Molecule: messenger RNA, 5019 nt
Organism: Callithrix jacchus (white-tufted-ear marmoset)
Lineage: Eukaryota; Metazoa; Chordata; Mammalia; Primates; Cebidae
Gene: UTP25
Product: UTP25 small subunit processome component
Biological process (GO): maturation of SSU-rRNA from tricistronic rRNA transcript (SSU-rRNA, 5.8S rRNA, LSU-rRNA)
Cellular component (GO): small-subunit processome; nucleolus
Molecular function (GO): U3 snoRNA binding; rRNA binding
Source: RefSeq, a predicted model, not a curated record
GCCUUCGCCGUAAAGCGCCGUCGGCGAGCCCACGUGCUUGUGUUGACUGGGUAACUUCCUGGUGAAAAACGCGAGUCCUGCAAGUGGGCAAACUUGACGUUUCGCUAUGGGCAAACGCGGGAGCCGGAGUCAGAGUCAGCUGCUCAAUACCCUAACUAAAAAGCAGAAGAAACAUCUUAGAGAUUUCGGCGAGGAGCAUCCCUUCUAUGACAGGGUAUCCAGAAAGGAAGCAAAACCACGGAUUUGUCAACUGUCAGAGAGUUCAGAUACUUCAGAUUCUGAAAGUGAAUCAGAGAGUGAACCAGAACAAGUUUCUGGCUACCACAAACUGCUUGCUACAUUAAAGAAUGUUUCUGAGGAAGAAGAGGAAGAUGAGGAGGAGGAGGAGGAAGAAGAAGACAGUAUUAUAGAUGAUGCAGAAAUGAACGAUGAAGGUGGUGGUAGUGAUUUCAGUGUAGAAGAAGAGAUGGCAGCAGAGUCUACUCAAAGUCCAGAUACAGAUGUGGCUUUAUCUGCGGACCCUGAGGGAAAAGAAGAUGAGGAAGCGCCACCAGGCACAUCAAAAGCAUCCUCCGAUGAGUUCACAGAUGCAAAACAUGAGUCACUGUUUAGCCUGGAAACCAACUUUCUAGAAGAGGAAAGUGGAGACAAAUCUUCGAAAGCAUCACAAGAUCCAUUUCUUCAACAUGUGAACAAAGAACUGAAAGAAAAAGAAAUUCAGGCUGUUGCCACAAAUCCUAAAACUACCCAUGAACUUAAAUGGCCUAUCCUGGGUCAGCUUGUCUUUUCCUCUAAGUUUCAAAAGUUGGAAACAUUUAAACCCCCAAAGGAUAUUGACUUAAAGUCACUCCAUCUCCAGAAGCCUCUGGAAUCCACCUGGACUAAGACCAACAGCCAGUUCCUAUCUGGUCCCCAAAAAUCAAGUAGUCCAUUCACCCCAUUCCAGAAAGAGCUCUUCUUAAUUAUGAAUUCUUACCGGGACCUGUUCUACCCAGAAAGGACCUCCCUGAAGAACGGGGAAGAGAUCCGCCAUGUGUACUGCCUACAUGUGGUAAAUCAUGUCCUUAAAGCCAAUGCCCAGGUGCUGGGCAACAAUAGCAAACGCCGAAGCCAGAAGUUUGGAGUGGGUGAUGAUGAUGAUUUCAGAGACCAAGGAUUAACAAGGCCCAAGGUGCUGAUAGUGGUGCCGUUCCGGGAAGCUGCUUUGCGGGUGGUGCAGCUCUUCAUCAGCCUCCUCGAGGGUGACAGCAAGAAGAAAAUCAUUGUGAGCAACAAAAAGAGGUUUCAGGGAGAAUAUGGAUCAGAUCCCGAGGAGAGACCACCCAACUUGAAGAGACCUGAGGAUUAUGAAGCCGUGUUUGUGGGCAACAUUGAUGACCACUUUAGGAUUGGAGUGGCAAUACUUCAGAGAAGCAUCCGGCUCUAUGCCCCAUUUUACUCGUCAGAUAUCCUCAUUGCUUCCCCUCUGGGCUUGAGGACCAUCAUUGGUGGAGAAGGAGAGAAGAAGAGAGAUUUUGACUUUCUGUCUUCUAUCGAGCUUCUCAUCAUUGAUCAAGCUGACAUUUACCUGAUGCAGAACUGGGAGCAUGUCCUGCAUUUGAUGAAUCACAUGAACCUACUGCCCCUGGAUUCACAUGGGGUAGACUUUUCUCGAGUGCGGAUGUGGAGCCUUAAUAAUUGGUCCAAGUACUAUCGCCAAACACUGCUGUUUGGGGCCCUUCAGGAUGCCCAGAUCAACUCAGUGUUCAACAAGUACUGCGUCAACAUGCAAGGCCAGGUGGCUGUGAGGAAUGUCCCAAUGACAGGUUCCAUCAGUCAUGUCCUGGUGCAGCUCCCACAUGUCUUCCAGAGGAUGGAAGCUGAAAACCUAGCUUCAGUGAUUGAUGCCAGGUUUAACUUUUUUGUGAACAAGAUUUUGCCGCAGUACCGUGAUGCAGUCAUGUCUCACACGCUCAUCUAUAUCCCCUCCUACUUUGACUUCGUGCGUCUUCGAAAUUACUUCAAGAAGGAGGAACUGAAUUUUACCCACAUCUGCGAGUACACGCAGAAAGCUGGUGUCUCCAGGGCCAGACACUUCUUCCUUCAAGGAGAGAAACAGUUUCUGCUUUUCACAGAGCGCUUCCAUUUCUACAAAAGGUAUACAAUCAAAGGCAUCAGGAACCUUAUUUUCUAUGAACUGCCGACAUAUCCACACUUCUACAGUGAAAUCUGUAAUAUGCUGAGAGCCACCAACAGAGGAGAGGAAGCCACGUGGACCUGCACUGUUCUCUACUCCAAGUAUGAUGCCCAGAAGUUAGCAGCUGUGGUUGGUGUGGAGCGGGCGGCACAGAUGCUACAGUCCAAGAAGAAUGUCCACCUCUUUAUUACUGGAGAAAAAUGAGAUUUUUGUUGAACAGGAAACGGCAUUUGGCAUGUUACAUAAUCCUUCCUUCUGUGCCACUUGGUCUCAGUUCUGAUUACUUGCAGGAGAAGCAUUGAUGCAAAGAAAGAGCAUGAGGCAAUGUCAGUAUUAUCUGACAUUUCUUUCUUUUCAGGUCAUGUGUCCCUGAAAAGUUACAUUUAAACCAUAUUUUGGUAAAUCACAUAUUUGAGAGGACGAGAGGGGGCUAGAAAGACUCUGGGAAGUUGGAACAAGAAAACUUUCACUUUGAAUAUUUGAGACAAGGACUCUGGGAAGUUGGAACAAGAAAACUUUCACUUUGAAUAUUUGAGACAAGGACUCUGGGAAGUUGGAACAAGAAAACUUUCACUUUGAAUAUUUGACACAUGGAUUCUUUUAUUACAGAUACCUCUAAUUGAUACAUUUAGUAAAUUAGUUCCGAUUUUUCUAUUUGUUUGACACUUUUUUAAAGUAAGGCAUACUCAUUGUUGCUUGUGAAAACUGGUUAUGAGACAUUGGAAUACUUCUUACUGUUACAUGUCAUCUUAAUUUUGGAUGGCAUGGGUUUUGUAAAACUUAUUUUCCCCCAAUCAAACUUUUUAAAACCUUAAAUAGUCUAAAUUCAGCCUAGAAGAGUACAUUGAUUCACUGAUCUUUUUAUAUACUCGUAAUAAUUAAUGUUUUUAGUUUUGUUCAAAUAUAUGCUUAAUAUCACAUUAUAUAAAAAUAUCUGCUCUGUUUCAAGAAGUAACUUUCUUGAAACUCCAUCUUAAAAUAUCCAUCUUUAACAGUAGUGUCUUUAUAAUAACUAGUCACUUUUUGAGUCAUAACAGAUACAAAUAAAAAGGAAAUUACACUUUUAAAAACAUUUUUAUUUUGAAACAUUCCCAAACAGAAAAAAUCACAAGUACAGAACCUGAACCAUUUGAGAGUAAGUUGCCCCCACCCAAUGGGCCUAUCACCUUUAAAUACUUGAGUAUAUAUUUCCUGUAAACAGUUAAGGGUAUUGUUUCUGAUUAGGAGUGCCCCACCAAUAAGGAUAAUGCAGAUAUUCCAAACUCCAAAAAAAUCUGAAAUAUCCCUGGUCCCAAGCAUUUCAGAGAAGAGACAUUCAACCCAUCCUAGUGUGGACUUGUAGUUUCUUCUUUGAUUCGGUGGGUUACAGUUCGUUCCAUCAUUAUUUCUUUAGAUGCUUAACUGGCCUCAAAUAUGGCCAGUGGGAGCACCUUCAAGUUAGCCCCUGUGUACUUUUGACAUGUCCCCCGGCUACUUGGUCACUGCUGUAUUUUUUGACAAUAAGACAUUCCAAGUUUCUCUCCUGCAGCCCUGCUUGCUUUUAGUAGGACGUGAUUUUAAAAGGUUAGAUGGGAAUGCCUUCUGUCAUGGUGCCACUCAUCCCAGGCUCCGUGGUCAGAGCUAGGGAAUUGUGUACAUGUAUACACACACAUAUGUACACACAUUGUCUAAAUUUGCUUCACAUUAAUAACCAAAUUUACUUUCAUAUCCAUAUACUGAAAACCAUGAAUUCACACCAGAACCUCCAGUUCUAGUCCAACAACACAGGGUUGCUUCUCAUUUGCUUUCUUUCCAUUUUGAUAAGUCCUUUCUCAGACAGUGGCUCCCUUUAUCCUCCGUGUAAUAACCCGUGAUUGGCACACAUUUUUUUUUUAUCUUUGGGCACACUUAAAGUCGCUUAUCCAAAAAAAAGUAAAAUCACUUUUGAGGUAGUAUUUCUGCUAAAUAUUUAGACAUUUUGACUUCUGUCUUUUUCUUCAGCAUGGUAAGUAAAACCGUUUAUUCCAUAUUUAGAUGGUUUUCUAAAUUUCAGAAAAUUUAGUUGAUGGAUAAAAGUCAACCGAACUCAUGCUACAAAGAACUUUAUAUCUAUAGGCAUGCCCUAUGUUUACUGGCAUAAUGGUGCUGCUGCUUAGACCAUAGAUCCUGUAUAUUAUGAGAAAAGAAAUGAGUAUUUGCCUAGUUGGGAAAUGUGAAGUGAAGGGAGUGUGAUUACCUUUUUCUUUUUUUUUUUUUUUUUUUUUGAGAUGCAGUCUCACUCUUGCCCAGGUUAGAGUGCAAUGGCACAAACUCGGCUCAGUGCUCUCUGUGCCUCCCGAGUUCAAGCAAUUCUCGUGCCUCAGCCUCCCAAGUAGCUGGGACUACAGGCGCGUGCCACCCUUCCUGGCUAAUUUUUUUUAUUUUUAAUAGAGAUGGGUUUUUGCCAUGUGUAAUGGAACAGAAGGAGUUAAUUAAGUUUACAAGUCAUGGACAGACUUUAUGUUGUCUUCAUUUCCUUAUCAUUGGGAGUAUUCCGAGCUCAGAAUUUUCCCAAUGCAAAAAAAGGCUCUGAAGAGCCGGACCUGGGAACCUGGCCAGUUCCCUGAUCCAAUUUUUGGUAAACACCUCAAGGAUGUUAGUUACAUGAUGAAGACAUGGACAGUGUCCUGACUUGACCCUUUUUUGUUUUAAAAAGUAUAAAAGAUUGUUUAGCAGAAGCCGAACUGAGCUUCGAUGGUGAUUUGGUUUGGACUUGCGAAAACCUGUGCUGCUUUAUUGCCGGUGUUGAAGUUUGUGAGCGUCUCUAGGUAUCCUUGUAAAUAAAUUCUUUUUCUUUCUUUGUAAAUAAACUCUUUUUCUCUAUA